Gossypium raimondii (Peruvian cotton) is the source of this 1155-nucleotide messenger RNA. Its product is annotated as elongation of fatty acids protein 3-like. The record is from RefSeq and is a predicted model, not a curated record. Gene Ontology annotation, biological process: fatty acid elongation, monounsaturated fatty acid; fatty acid elongation, saturated fatty acid; sphingolipid biosynthetic process. Lineage: Eukaryota; Viridiplantae; Streptophyta; Magnoliopsida; Malvales; Malvaceae. Gene Ontology annotation, molecular function: fatty acid elongase activity. The coding region runs from base 92 to 931 and encodes 279 amino acids. Gene Ontology annotation, cellular component: endoplasmic reticulum membrane. The transcript has a single exon.
UUCAAAAACAAACACUGUCGUUGAAACAAAAAAACCAUUGUAGUUAACUAGCCAUCCCAAGCUCAAAAGAUUCCUCCGAUCAUCCACCGCUAUGACCGCCGCAGUGAUCUACUACCUCUCCCAACACCCUUCCAUUGUCACCUUCCGUUGGAGCCACACACAAUCAUGGGGCUCCACCUGGUCAUUCCUAGUCAUCUCCAUUGCUGUUUACCUCGCCCUCUCUUCCCUCCUCCACCUCAUAUUAUCCCUCUUCGUCAAACGUGGCAGCAGGCCGGCCCCACUCGCUCCGGUCCAGGCUCUUCACAGCCUAAUCAUGUCCAUCAUCUCCGCUGUCAUCUUCGCCGGAAUCCUCUUCUCCGCUGCCGCGGAAAUCAACGAAACCAGAUGGUUCUGGCGCCGUUCCAAAACCCCAUUCCAAUGGCUCCUCUGUUUCCCACUCGGAACCCGUCCCUCAGGCCGCGUCUUCUUCUGGUCCUACAUUUUCUACCUCUCUCGCUUCCUCCACAUGCUCCGUACAUUCUUCGUAAUCUUCCAAAAUCGGAAGUUAACCGUUUUCCACCUUUUCAACAACUCCGUAUUGACAAUCAUGUCAUUUCUUUGGCUAGAAUUUUCACAGUCGUUUCAGGUGUUGGCGAUCCUAUUUACCACCCUGGUUUACUCCGCGGCUUAUGGGUAUAGAUUCUGGACGGAAAUAGGGUUACCGAGAGCUUGCUUUCCAUUCGUUUUAAAUUGUCAAAUUGUGUUGUUAAGCUGCAACGUGGUUUGCCAUGUUGGGGUUUUGAUGUUGCACGUCAUGAAAGGUGGAUGCAAUGGAAUUGGAGCCUGGGUCUUGAACUCCGUCUUGAAUGGGAUUAGUUUGUUACUGUUUUUGAAGUUCCAUGUUCAAAGUAGGAAACAAGCUCCGGUUAAGGAAAUUGUCAAAGUUCUAUAAUUAAAUAUCCGAGUAGAUUACUAGAAAACCCUUGUUAUUUUGUAAGAAAAAAAAGAGUGAAAAUAAGGGUUAUAACUGACAUAUAGCAUUAGCUUUAAAUUCUUAAUUAUUUAAUUGUUUUCUGCUUUAAUUUUCACGACAUCUGAUGUGAUGUUACAUUGGAGAACCCACAGUACCAGGUGCUCAUCCUAGGAGUAAUAAUUUGUUGUCACUUUAAGAACCAA